Molecule: messenger RNA, 630 nt
Organism: Protopolystoma xenopodis
Lineage: Eukaryota; Metazoa; Platyhelminthes; Monogenea; Polystomatidea; Polystomatidae
Source: the annotation of a GenBank genome assembly
AUGAGUGACAAUGGGUCAUUUCCUGGUGUGACCCUCACUGAUGGCGUGAGCGGACUGCAUUUCACCAGCGAUGAGCAUACCGCUUGGCCGGACUUCCCAAUUGCUGGUAUGUUGUUUACGGCAAUUUCACCCGACCCCACCCGUCCUGACCCGACCCGACCCGACCCGACCCGACUCGACCCAAUCCGUCCUGAAGCACGAGCACGACGCAAAGCAGACCCUGGGAAAGAGAGAGCGGGAAAGAGCCAAUUGGCCCGUGCCCAUUCAGGCCGAAGCAACUCAGCCACUUCAUCCUCCACCCCUCCUUUUCUCAUUAAGUCGCCCCAGUUACCGGGCAAAUUUGAUACCCCCUCUCCCUCACCUGGUGCUGGUUGGAUUGCUUGUUUGCCCGCAUUCUUAGUCCACUUCAGCUGCCCAUCCCAGCACCAAACGUCCUCCUCUUUACGCUCCUACUGCCAGUAUGUUCACACAACUAAUAGUAAACAGAUUCCCCUCUCCCUCGCCCUGUUCCUCUUGCUCCCAAGUCCUGUGGAUAUGGCCUCAAAGGUUGACUUCCUCACGAGUCACCGUAACCGAGGCAUUGCGACUGCCCGCCACGGUUGCAAGGUUCAGCAUUACUUUGUCUCGUAG